GCGCCCCUCUGCCGGAGCUCCUGCCAGCUUGCUUGUUCGUAGCAGAGCCCGCGUCACCCCUUUGUCUGUAGCCUCCCCUUAGGUCUCGGAUCCCACCCUUUCCCGUGCACGUGGACGUGGUGGCACCGCAGCCAUGACGGUGGGCAAGAGCAGCAAGAUGCUGCAGCACAUCGACUACCGCAUGCGCUGCAUCCUGCAGGACGGCCGCACCUUCAUCGGCACCUUCAAGGCCUUCGACAAGCACAUGAACCUGAUCCUCUGCGACUGCGACGAGUUCCGCAAGAUCAAGCCCAAGAACGCCAAGCAGCCCGAGCGAGAAGAGAAGCGGGUGCUGGGCCUCGUGCUGCUGCGCGGGGAGAACCUGGUGUCCAUGACUGUGGAGGGGCCUCCCCCCAAAGACACUGGCAUCGCUCGCGUCCCCCUGGCCGGGGCUGCAGGAGGCCCUGGGGUUGGCAGGGCAGCUGGCAGAGGCGUACCAGCUGGCGUUCCUAUUCCACAGGCUCCUGCGGGAUUAGCAGGCCCUGUCCGAGGGGUAGGGGGACCCUCCCAGCAGGUGAUGACUCCACAGGGACGAGGCACCGUCGCGGCUGCCGCGGUGGCGGCCACAGCCAGCAUUGCUGGAGCCCCGACUCAGUACCCCCCAGGGCGGGGGACGCCCCCCACCCCUGUGGGCCGGGCAACCCCCCCUCCAGGCAUUAUGGCUCCUCCACCAGGAAUGAGACCACCCAUGGGCCCACCCAUUGGGCUUCCCCCUACUCGAGGGACCCCGAUAGGCAUGCCUCCUCCAGGAAUGAGGCCCCCGCCCCCCGGGAUCCGAGGUCCACCUCCCCCAGGAAUGCGUCCACCAAGACCCUAGGAUACUGUUGCCCUUAGUCCCUCUCCCUGCGGUCUCGUGAAGCUGUAGCGUGUUUGUGAGCUGUCCUCUGCUGCAUUGAUAUUCGCUAAUAAAUGCGUAGAGCCACCACCGAGGGGCUGUUGUA
Messenger RNA from Eptesicus fuscus (big brown bat), 980 nucleotides. RefSeq names its product small nuclear ribonucleoprotein polypeptide N (gene SNRPN). The record is from RefSeq and is a predicted model, not a curated record. Bases 134 to 856 code for a protein of 240 amino acids. Gene Ontology annotation, cellular component: U2 snRNP; U4/U6 x U5 tri-snRNP complex; U5 snRNP. Lineage: Eukaryota; Metazoa; Chordata; Mammalia; Chiroptera; Vespertilionidae. Gene Ontology annotation, biological process: mRNA splicing, via spliceosome. The transcript is spliced from 7 exons. Gene Ontology annotation, molecular function: RNA binding.